GCCUGUCUCGUACGGGCUGCUGCCGCCGUCGGAUCGGCCAGUUGGUCCUACUUUCCUCGUGUCUCUUUGCCCGCGAACUUCGCAAGAACCGUCCCUCGAACGUCACUUUUCCAUUUGCGAACUUCCCGCAUGUUCCAGGCCAGCGACGACGACGCCAAUCCCUGCGGCUUUGUCCAAGGUCGUGACGACAACUAUGACAUGGCGCUGCAUAUCGGUGCCAUCUUUAUCAUCCUCGCCUUCUCGCUCGUGGGGUCGCUCCUGCCCGUGCUCUCCAAGCACCUCGCGUGUUUGAAGCAAAUGGCCACCAUCAUGUCGUAUGUCAAUGCGUUUGGCGUCGGCGUUGUCAUUGCGACCGCGCUCGUGCACAUGCUUCCGCCGGCCAACGACGCACUCAACAACGCGUGCCUCGGUCUCUCGUACCCGGGCUUGGCCAACGUCAUUGCGGUCGUAGCCAUCCUCUUGCUGCAGUGCCUUCAGACCGAGCUCACGGCGCGGUUUGCCGCCCCAGCGUGCGUCAACAAUGACGCCGAAGCACCCACCGCAGACGUCAAGGGCGCCGAGUCGCCGUCGCACCAGUUUCACAGCCACGGCCACAUCCUGACUGCGCCGUCGACGGCCGCCAACAGUCGGAAGAUUUCCGUCUUGAUCUUUGAGCUCGGUGUCGCGAUCCACUCGGUCAUCAUUGGCCUCAACCUCGGUGUCGCGUCUGGCACAACGUUCACGACGCUCCUUACGGCCAUUUGCUUUCACCAGUUCUUUGAAGGUGUUGCGGUCGGGUCCUCAGCGCUGCUCGCUUUCGACGAGCUCAAGGCGACGCUUUGGACCGUCCUUGGGUACACGCUGACGACGCCGCUCGGUAUUGUAAUUGGCAUUGGUGUCUCAACGACGUACUCGCCGACGACAGCGACGGCGCUGUGGGUGCAAGGCUGCCUGGAUGCGCUCGCGGCUGGCAUUUUGAUCUACACGGGCAUUGUCGAGCUCUUGACGAACCAGUACACCAACAACCACGAGUUCCAUGCCAAGUCUAGCAGCAGUCGGCUCUUGACGUACGCAUUCGUGGCCGCCGGUGCCUGCGCCAUGUCGAUUGUCGGCUACUGGACAUAAACCGGAUCGUCCUUGGCGCGUUCUAUCUACUCUACCACAUAUAUAUAAGAGGUUGUGUUGUUAAAUGUUUCCAGCGUCGACUCCAACACGGCUAUAGAACUAGAAUGAUUUAUGAUUUAACAUGGCGGGGCGAGGGAAUCAAAGUGGAAACAAGAGCGCGCG
Messenger RNA from Saprolegnia diclina VS20, 1266 nucleotides. RefSeq lists its product as hypothetical. Gene Ontology annotation, biological process: zinc ion transmembrane transport. Lineage: Eukaryota; Oomycota; Saprolegniomycetes; Saprolegniales; Saprolegniaceae. The record is from RefSeq and is a predicted model, not a curated record. The transcript has a single exon. Gene Ontology annotation, cellular component: plasma membrane. The coding region runs from base 130 to 1104 and encodes 324 amino acids. Gene Ontology annotation, molecular function: zinc ion transmembrane transporter activity.